Westerdykella ornata is the source of this 2825-nucleotide messenger RNA. RefSeq names its product WD40 repeat-like protein. Gene Ontology annotation, cellular component: small-subunit processome; Pwp2p-containing subcomplex of 90S preribosome. Gene Ontology annotation, molecular function: protein binding. NCBI's taxonomy places the organism in Eukaryota, Fungi, Ascomycota, Dothideomycetes, Pleosporales, Sporormiaceae. Bases 40 to 2715 code for a protein of 891 amino acids. Gene Ontology annotation, biological process: maturation of SSU-rRNA from tricistronic rRNA transcript (SSU-rRNA, 5.8S rRNA, LSU-rRNA); ribosomal small subunit assembly. The transcript is spliced from 4 exons. The record is from RefSeq and is a predicted model, not a curated record.
CGCGAUGGGCCGCCGCCCGAAUCGACGUAACGCUUGAAGAUGAAGACGGAUUUUCAGUUCUCCAACCUCCUGGGCACCGUCUACAGCAGAGGGAACCUUCUCUUCACACCCGAUGGCACAUGUCUGCUUUCGCCCGUAGGAAACCGGGUUUCCAUAUUCGACCUUGUAAAUUCUAAAUCCUAUACCCUUCCUUUCGCACAUCGUAAAAACAUUGCCCGUCUGGCGCUCAACCCUCGUGGAAACCUGCUGCUCUCCGUCGACGAAGAUGGCCGCGCAAUCCUCACAAAUGUUCCCCGCCGCAUAGUUCUAUACCACUUUUCAUUUCGAGACAAUGUCUCAGCUCUCGCCUUUGCGCCCUCCGGGCGACACUUCGCAGCAGCCGUAGGACGGAAGAUCGAAGUAUGGCAUACACCGUCUACGCCGGACGUAGCGGAUGGAGAUUUGGAGUUUGCGCCCUUCGUGAGGCAUCGGAUGUAUACCGGGCAUUUCGACACAGUGCGGAGUUUGGAGUGGUCAUCAGAUUCGAGAUUCUUCCUUAGUGCUUCAAAAGACAUGACUGCGAGAAUAUGGAGUAUGGACCCCGAGGAGGGCUUUGUGCCCACGACACUAGGCGGACACAAGCUGGCAGUGGUGGGCGCGUGGUUUUCAAAAGACCAAGAAACGAUAUACACAGUGAGCAAGGACGGUGCACUCUUCAUAUGGAAGUACAUGCUUCGAUAUGACGUCCCUGAAGACGCGGAAGAGAACGACGAGAACAUGCAAUGGGGCAUUGCAGACAGACACUACUUUCACCAGAACCAAGCAAACCUCACCUGCGCCGCCUUCCAUCCCGACUCCAACCUCCUCGUCACGGGCUUCUCCCACGGUGUCUUCAUGAUCCACGAGCUCCCCGACUUCAGCCAAAUCCAAACACUGAGCAUCUCCCAAAAUGACAUCGACCACGUCGUCAUCAACAAAACAGGCGAAUGGCUCGCCUUCGGCGCCUCCAAGCUCGGCCAACUCCUCGUCUGGGAAUGGCAAUCUGAAUCCUACGUCCUCAAACAACAGGGGCAUUUCGACUCUCUAAACUCCAUAACGUACUCCCCCGACGGCCAACGCAUCAUCACCGCCGCCGACGACGGCAAAAUCAAGGUCUGGGACGUCACGUCGGGCUUCUGCAUCGUCACCUUCACCGAGCACAUAUCGGGCGUGACGGCCUGCGAGUUCGCCAAACGCGGCAACGUGCUCUUCACGGCGAGUUUGGACGGCUCCGUCCGCGCCUGGGACUUGAUCCGCUACCGCAACUUCCGCACCUUCACGGCGCCCUCGCGGCUCUCCUUCUCGUCGCUCGCCGUCGACCCCAGCGGCGAGGUCGUCGCAGCGGGAUCCAUAGACUCGUUCGACAUCCACAUCUGGAGCGUGCAGACGGGUCAAUUGCUCGAUCGACUAUCUGGCCACGAAGGACCCGUCUCCAGCCUCGCCUUCGCCCCGGACGGCAGCACCCUCGUCUCCGGCUCUUGGGACCGCACCGUGCGUCUCUGGAGCAUCUUCGCUCGCACCCAGACCUCCGAGCCGCUGCAACUCAUGGCCGACGUCCUGGCCGUAGCGUUCCGGCCGGACAGCAAGCAGAUCGCGGUCACGACGCUGGACGGGCAACUCACCUUCUGGAGCGUCUCGGACGCGACGCAGCAAUCCGGCGUCGAUGCACGCAGGGACGUGUCGGGCGGCAGAAAACUGUCGGAUCGCCGGACGGCGGCCAACGUCGCGGGAACCAAGAGCUUCACCACUGUCCAGUACAGCGCCGACGGCAGCUGCGUGCUCGCGGGCGGCAACAGCAAGUACAUAUGCCUGUACGACGUGGUGUCCGGGGUGCUGGUCAAGAAGUUCACCGUCAGCGUCAACCUGAGCCUCGACGGGACGCAGGAGUUCCUCAACAGCAAGUUGCUGACCGAGGCCGGGCCGAAGGGAUUGUUGGACGAGCAGGGCGAGGCGUCGGAUCGUGAGGAUCGCAUCGAUACGAGUCUCCCCGGUGCGCAGCGGGGUGAGGGCGCGAGGAAGACGAGGCCUGCGGUCAGAGUACCCGGCGUGGCGUUUUCGCCCACCGGACGCAGUUUCUGCGCCGCGAGUACCGAGGGCUUGCUCGUGUAUAGUCUCGAUACGGGCGUCAUGUUCGAUCCGUUCGAUCUCGACGUUAGCGUCACGCCGGCUUCGACGCUCGAAACGCUCAAGCGGUGCGAGUACCUCAAGGCGCUCGUCAUGGCGUUUCGCCUGAACGAUCGCGGACUCGUGCGCGCCGUCUACCAGGCGAUUCCCAUCGGUGAUGUGGGGCUCGUUGCGAGGGAGGUGCCGCGCGUCUAUCUGGCGAGGUUGUUACGGUUUGUGGCCGUGCAGGCGGAUGAGAGUCCGCACGUUGAGUUCAAUCUGCGGUGGAUUGAGGCGCUGUUGACGUGGCAUGGGCGGUGGAUGAGGGAGAAUCGGGGAGGGCUGGAGGCCGAGGUGAGGAGUGUGGAGAAGGUCGUGAGGAGGUUGCAAGGGGAGAUUGUGAGGGUCGCCGAAGAGAAUGUCUAUAGGGUUGAGUGGAUUUGUGGGAUGAAGAGGGAGGGGAAGGAGAGGGAGAGGUUGGCGAUAGAGUUUGGAGGGAGAAGGGAGGAGGAGGAGAGGGAUGAAGUUAUGGUUGAUGGGGAGGAGGAGGGGAGUGAAGGCGAGGGGGAUGGAGAGUGGAUGGGGUUUGAGUGAUUGAGGGAGUUGUUUUGAUAUCUGUAUGCAUGGAUGGAUACGUUGUGUGUAAUGUUCACGGCUCGGGACUUGGGAUAACGGAAAAGGUUUGAUGAAGUAGCUUUUUGGUC